CUUUGGUGCUUCAGUUGGUUGUCGCCAAUUUUUUUGGGAUUUCGAAACAGAAAAGCCCAUGAAUCUAAACAUUUAUUCAAUAAUUAUGGGAUUUAUGAUUACUUUCAGACUUGUGUGUGUGUUAUGAACGAUUAUAAAUAUUGUAAGGGUACUAUAAUUGGUGUUUUAUACAUUACCUAUUGUGGUCAAGCAAUCGUGUGUUUAUUCCUCAUGCUGUGAUAUUUCAGCACAAAUUAAUUUGUAAAAUGGACAUCGAUAUAAGUAAGGAGAAUAUUCAGCCACUGAGAGGUGGUAGAAACCUUGUGCAACUUGGGACAGCUUUACAAGCUCAAUCCGACGUCGACGCUCUAAGGCAGCUGCAGUUACAGAAAGAGGAACAUGAAGCAGCAAUUAGGAAUUAUCAGGGCCCAGACCCACUGGAUCCAUGGUUCAACUACAUCCAGUGGGUAGAACAGUCUUAUCCCAAACAUGGCCAUGAGGGUCAUAUGGACAAACUGAUCAAAGACUGUUUACAGUUAUUUGAAAAAGAUGAAAGAUAUUUCCAAGAUAGGAGGUUUGUUAAAUUAUGGAUAAAAUAUGUUGACUAUCUCUCCAAUCCCUUGGAAAUUUAUCAAAGGUUGUACAACACAGGUAUAGGUGUUGAAUGUUCAGAGUUUUAUCGUGCUUGGGCAUGCUACUGUGAAGAGUCUGGUGACUAUAAAAAAGCUAAUCAGGUUUAUAUGCUUGGCCUUCAGGCCAAAGCACAGCCCUUGGAUGAACUUGAGCAAGCUCACAUGAACUUCCAACUAUUUUUUGCUCAAAGAAUGCUGCAUGACGAUUCUCCUACCAAAAGAAAGGCAGCAUCAGCAUUAGCAGAGACAAGAAUGGCCCUUACAUCUUUAAAGUCAUUUAAGAGGAGAAACAUAGCUAGUGUGCCUGUGCAGAGAGUAGGGGAGAAUGUUCGGAGUACAGUCCCAGGCAUUGUGAGGCAGCAGCACUAUGACAAUAGAAUGCCCAACUCAAAUGUCAUGGUCAAUGUCUUUGAGGAUGCUCCGUCAACUUCUCAUGCUGCUAUACCAGUAGCUGAGGACCCAGGUCCAGCCUCUUUAGUACAAGCCUGUGCCAAUGUAGAAAAUGAGAAAGAAGUUGGUGUUUGGACUAAUCCCAAGACAAGGAUGGUGCAUUCUAAUGUUGUGCCUCACCAGCCUUUACCAUUCACUCCAUAUGAAGACCAAGAGGAUGAAAUGAGGUUGCCACCAAACCAUAUGGCUUACUGUGCAGAUGAUUUAGUUUUUAAUGUGCCUCUUAGUGUACCUGAUCCUCCAGAUCCAACAAAAAUUCCUUGUUACAAUAAGACAGAGGUAUAUAUCAAUGAAACAGAAUACAGUUUAGAAGAAAUCAGAUCAAGAAAAUACAAUUUAGUGAAAACUGUCAAGACUGAAACUGCAGAACUAAAGGAAGAGCAACCAAAUUUUAGCAACAACAUAAAUGCAACACUUGCCCAGUGCAGUGCUUUAGAAACUUUAGCAAAUUGUGCACUAGAUCCUGAACAAGAUCACUUAGGGCAUUUAAUGCCACUAACUAUACCUACAUUACAAAAUAUCACCAAAGUGACAAACAUACAUUCUCCUGGUGAACCGAAAGUAUUUGUCAACUUAGACUCAAAAGAAUUCAGUGAGCUCAGUGCUAGGAAGCAUGAUGAGAAUCAAAGACCCUCUCAAAGUGGUAUUGAUAAAGAAAAUCGCGUGGAGAAAGUUAGCAACCUGAGCAGUACAUAUGACAAUGAGAAUGGAGGAGCUUAUGGAAAGAAUAAUCUGAUGGAGGAAUUCAAUAGAAGUUUGAUGGGAAAUCUUCUUGGUGAUUCUGUUACUGUCAACACAAAAGAGGCUAGAUGGGAACUUAGGAACCUUUUCAAUGAUAAUGAGCCAUCCAUGGUGCAGCCUGUAGUGCAACAAUUUGAAGUACCAAAUUUUGACAUACACGAGGAUAGAUCAAUGACCAUGGCUCUCAACACCAAGAACAAAGAUUUGGUUGAACUGAAGGCGAUACCUGAUGAUAAGGAAAAUGCCAAAAAGUUUACCAUGCCCACAUCUGUUGCUCCACAAAAUCAGAUAAACAAAACUGUGUAUUAUGAAGAGCCUUCUUGCACACAAGUGUUUAACUUCAACAUCAAAGACGCAAGCACGCCCAACAUGUCUCAGUUUAAAAAGCCUACCAGUUGUGUUGAUCAAUCUGGAAAAUUUCCUUCUGUGCCUAAAUUCAGUAUAGACGAGAGUGUGAUUGAGCCCGUGGAUCCGGGGCUAAAGAGGGAGGAGAUGUCACGACAGCACGCCGCAGACCAACAUGUCACUGUGGACAAUCAGGGGGCUGGGCUAUCUGUUAUCAUGGAAGCAACAAGAGAGUAUAAUAGCAAAUCGGGCUCUAGUUCCUCGGGACAGUCAACAAGAACUAAUUUCACUGGUUACACUACAAAUUUUGAUUCAAUGUACAAUAAUCAAGACCCCUCACAGCAGCCUACUACCUCCAAAAGAAGUUCUAUGAGCGCUCAACCUCGUCUGGCUAACGGAACUUUUGCAAGAGUCUACCCACAGAAACGUGACCAACCCGAAAAUAAACCGGUCGUGCCAUCCCCUUCAGUGCCUUACCUAUCUCAUGACCACCAGUAUCAAAAACCAAUACCGCAAAAUUAUAAUGGCUACUCUCCUCAAAGAUCUAUACAUUCACAUUAUCAAACAAACUAUAAUUAUCAACAGGGUUACCCUCCCAAUCAAAUAGUGAAUCAACAGCCGCAACAGGGAUAUGCAAGCCCAAAUCCUAAUGCAUACCAUAGCCCACAACACCCGGGCAUGCAGAGUCCUCAUCCAAUGAGCCCCUCUGUGCCUCCUGGGUUUCAAAGUCCCACAUAUUCAAACCAAGUUGGAUACCACAGCCCUGGACAUCCAAUGAUGAGUCCUCAGCAUCAAUAUGCUGGGCGACAAGAAUAUCAUUAUCCUAGUCAAACGGACAGACAGCAUAUAUACGCAAACCAUCAGCAACAACAGCCUCCAGCAGUCUUCCAAAGCCCUCCUCAUCAACCGCAGUACCAAAACAAUCAGUACUAUCAAAGAAACAACCAAGUUCCUGGCCAACAAUACCACAACAUGCAUAAUCAGUAUAAUAACGCAAAUAUGUAUGCUAACAAUAAUCAACAUAAUCAUAGUAACCAAAAUUAUAAUGUGAUGCAAAACCCAUACAGGCAGCCACCAAAACAGAUGGACAAUUCUGGAUAUGGGGCACCAAUCAACCAGCCAUACCAAAUUUAUCAAAGUCCACAGGCACCUCAGAACAAUCAUCGUAAUGUGACGAUGCAUGGUGCUAAUACACCUAAUGAAAUGACUGAACUUCAUGGGAGGCAAGAAACUCAUGUUAGUACACCUAUGAAGGCACAAGAAUUGCCUACUGUUGAACCGAAUGCCUCACACAAAUUGACUCCACAGGCUAAGAAUGCUUCUCAUAAGAGUCCAACAUCUGCAUUAAGAAAUAUAAGGCAUGAUCAGCCUAAUGUGAAAAUUGGCCAGAACUCUCCAGAUGUUGGAUUCUCUAACCAGUUCCUCAAUUUCAUUUCCAAUAGGAAUGAACCUAAAGAUAAUGCUAAUACUCCGAAGUUUACAAACAGUCCUAGCAUUUCUCAGAAAAUGCAUAAGAAUCUAUAUGUAUCCAGCCCUGAGCAAGGUCAAAUUCCACCGUCUUCUGGAAUGUCCGACUCAGACAGUAAAGAUGGAAUGACUGCCCAAUCCGCGACUCCUAUACAAUCUGCUAAAGUGCAUUCAAUCGACAAGCAGAAAGACAUUUCUAAGCGGCAGUUAGACUUCGAACAUCGUGCUGAAUUCCAGUCAGAAGACAGCAGGGACUCUGUAAGCAAAGAGAGUAGAAUCUCAUCGGUAUAUUCGAGACAAUCUGACUUCCAGUCUGAUGGAUAUGGCAUGGAUGUAGAUAGUGAAAAUUCUAUGGAAUGUGCAGCAUUCAAGUCAACACAUUCAAUAUCUUUGGUGGAAACUAGUGAUAUACCAAGACCGGCGGACAUUGAUUUCCCGAAAGUGAUUGAUCCGUUUAAUAAGAAGAUUUUAACAUCAUUAUUAGAAUAUGUGAAGUUUCCUAAUAAAACUCACGCCGAAGGUUAUGUGGAAGUAAGGUCUGUUCCUAAGCUUCAACCAGCAACUAAUGUUACCAUUGGUAACAAUCGUUUUGCCAUUGAAAAACAAUUAGGGAAGGGUAAUUAUGGAGCCGUGUUUCUGUGCUUGGAUUUACACAGUAAUAAAUCCGUUGCAGUAAAAUAUCAAAAACCGAGUCGGCCAUGGGAGUUUUACAUUUGCCAGGAAAUUAAGGCGAGAAUAAAGGAUCCUUUUAUGCUUCCAGGAUACAUGGACAUCACGACAGCCUUUCUAGGAGAGAAUGCAAGUUUAUUUGUGUCAGAGUACUCCAAAUACGGUUCUCUUUUGGAUGUUGCUAACAAAGUGCGGAUUGCGACCUCAAAGUGUAUAAAUGAAUGCAUAGUGAUAUUGUUAACUUCAGAAAUACUGUCGAUAGUGCACUAUCUUCAUAAAGCUCAGAUAAUUCACGCAGAUAUUAAGCCAGAUAACUUUCUGCUUAUGAAAAUCCCAACUCAAGAAUGGCGAACUCCAUCCUUACAAUUAAUUGAUUUAGGCUGUGCUAUUGAUAUGUCUUUAUUCCCUGAUGGAACGACAUUCAAUGAGUUGAUUGCGACUGAAGGGUUCACAUGUACUGAAAUGCGGGAAGGAAAGCCAUGGACGUACCAGACUGAUUUGUACUGUUUGGCUGGUACAAUACACGUUAUACUAAUGGGUAGCUACAUGAAAGUGGCCAAUCGUUUAGGCCAAUGGAACAUAGAUAAGAAAUUGCCUAGGUAUAUGAAAGUAGGCUUGUGGGAUAAAGUAUUCACUACGCUUUUGAAUGUACCGGAUUGCAACAACUUACCUGAUCUGAUGGAUCUCAAGCAGGAGGUGGACAGUGUUCUGAACGACAUCGACAAUCUCGGCUCCCAACUCCGCAACUUUGCUAAUGUGCUUAAAUCUAGGUAAAAUGUCAAUGUCCUUGUAUUUAUUGCAUUUAGAAACUAUGGCGAUUGUAAAAACAGAUACUUAUCUAAAAUGUAUUAUUAAAAUAUUCAUAUAAAGAUAUAAAAUUAUUUCUUCUCCCAAACAAAUCUAUCGCCAGGCCAAUAGCUAUUGCUCUAACUAAUAAAAGCAAUAUGUUUAAGAUAUCAACUACUUAGUUAACGUAAUAAUGCCUUGUUGUGUUUAGUUGAAAAUGUGAUAUUGUGAUUUUUAGUUCAUUUUGUUAGUAUAUAUUAUUGAUAAAAACUUCGCGUAGAUAUUAACUUGUUAGCGUAAAAUGAUGUUAAAAGGUUAUUUAGGUUUCAUUUAUUUUUGUACAACCUAAUAAGACUUGCACAUUUCAUAUUUCUUGUUUGAAACUGUACUGAGAAAUAAUAAAUAACUACCUGGUUGGAA
Molecule: messenger RNA, 5489 nt
Organism: Plodia interpunctella (Indianmeal moth)
Lineage: Eukaryota; Metazoa; Arthropoda; Insecta; Lepidoptera; Pyralidae
Gene: Bub1
Exons: 14
Coding region: 246-5057 (1603 amino acids)
Biological process (GO): meiotic sister chromatid cohesion, centromeric; protein phosphorylation; mitotic spindle assembly checkpoint signaling
Cellular component (GO): nucleus
Molecular function (GO): protein kinase activity; ATP binding
Source: RefSeq, a predicted model, not a curated record